Molecule: messenger RNA, 1389 nt
Organism: Geosmithia morbida
Lineage: Eukaryota; Fungi; Ascomycota; Sordariomycetes; Hypocreales; Bionectriaceae
Exons: 1
Coding region: 1-1389 (462 amino acids)
Cellular component (GO): actin cortical patch
Molecular function (GO): phosphatidate phosphatase activity
Source: RefSeq, a predicted model, not a curated record
AUGGCCAAAUUCAACCCCAGCAAACGCGCCAGCGACCUGCAGCAGCGCACCCGUACAGACAACAAGUUUGACGAGUUUGAAUCCAAGCUCCCCGACCCGAAAUCCGACAUCUUCAAGAUGACCACGGCCGUGGUCCCCUCCAUUCUCGGCUUCAGCAGUCUGGGGGGGCUGGUCAAGAAGAUUGGCGAUCUGAACCCCCUCGGGAAGAAUGUCACCCGGGACGACAUUGUCUGGGUCCUCGACAAUACGGCCUUUAUCAGGCCCAGCAAGGACGAGAAGCAUGGCAAGACUGGAAAGACUUGGGAGGCUGAGUUUGUCGUCGCCGUCUUCGAAGGUGACCCAAACUGCAACGUCGCCGACAUUGUGGCCUCCGUCGCCCAGACCAUCGGGCUGGCCGACGACGCGGCCGAGCGCGAGACCAUACACGAGAGAAUCCUCCCCUUCCUAUGGGAUGUGCGCAUGGUGCGCACCGUCAGGGUGUCGACAAACGGCGGGCAGAGCAAGCUGACCCCUACCAACGUCAACGGCAUCUCGUCCCAGGUUCUCAAGGUGCCCGGUGCCGAAGGCGGUUCCCUCAUCGACACCAAGGCUGUCGUCCCUGCUGGGACGGGUGGUAUCCGUGAUGCCAAGACAUUCUAUGCCGGCUCCGGGGGAUGGGCCAUCAUAUCUGGUAACCCUCUUCUUUCUUUUUCUUUUCUUUUUCUCCUGCCCCUCCUCCCCCCCUCCCGCUUCUCUUUUCUGUUACCGAGCUGCCUUACUGACAAGAGGAGGUUAAAAAAAAAAACAGAUAUCGAUGACACCGUCAAGAUAACACAGACAGGUGACCCUCUAGGUAUCGUCACUGAAACGUUUGCCAACGAGCCGCGUCCCGUCCCGGGAAUGCCGGAGCUGUAUGCCGAGGUCAAGUACAUGCUCCCUGCCGACACCCCGUGGUUCUACCUAUCCGCCUCGCCGUACAACCUGUACCCUUUCCUCAAGGAUUUCCGCGACCGCUACCUGCCUCCGGGGACGCUGGUCCUGCGCGACUUCAGCUGGAAGACGGUCUCGGGUCUGCUGUCGGCCCUGACCCAGGGUACCGAGGAGUACAAGACAGACAGGAUGGCCAAGAUCAACAGGUGGUUUCCCGGUCGCAAGCUCAUCGUCGUCGGGGACUCUACGCAGUCCGACCCCGAGGCGUACGGGGAGGUCUACCGCACCAUCCCCGGCUGGAUCAAGCUCAUCCUCAUCAGGAAGGUCGAGGACAUUGCCGCCGUGGGAACCGAGGAGAAGAACAGGCCUGAGCGAUUUGAGGACGCCUUCAGGGAUGUUCCACGGGAGGCCUGGCACACAUUUACCGAUCCGGCCGAGUGCAAGGCCAUCAUUGAGAGCGCCGUGUCCAGGAACCAGUGA